Rhipicephalus microplus (southern cattle tick) is the source of this 1972-nucleotide messenger RNA. RefSeq names its product arrestin domain-containing protein 3. Gene Ontology annotation, biological process: protein transport. Gene Ontology annotation, cellular component: cytoplasm. Lineage: Eukaryota; Metazoa; Arthropoda; Arachnida; Ixodida; Ixodidae. The record is from RefSeq and is a predicted model, not a curated record.
GCUGUGGAGAGAAAGGCGGCCGCGUCUGUUGAUAGCAUUCAAGUGCAAGAUUGUGCGUCACGGAAAUCCUCUGGCUCGACCAUUUGCGUGCCGUGCCUUCCGUGAUUGUGUGUGACGCCCCGGGAUUAUAGAGCGGCGAAAAUGGGUGACCCCGAUCACCGCGUCCAACCACUGAGCAUCGCCGUUGUCAACGGUGCGUCGGCUUCCUGGAGCUAACGGCACAGCGCCACGCACGCUCGGCUGUGAACCAUGGACUACAUCAGGGAGUUUGACAUCCGUCUCGAGAAAGAAAUGUACUACGCCGGUGAGAUUCUCUCGGGUCACAUCAUCGUGAACACAGUGGAGAACUUCAAACUACGAGCUAUUCGAGUGAUGCUCAGGGGCAAGGCGCACGCCGAGUGGAAAGUUGUGGUCAGCGGGGACCGGCGCACGGUCAAGGACGACCAAGUCUUCAUCGACGACCGGGCCAUUAUAUGGGGCAAAGAAAAAAGUGACGGCAGUCUACCCAUACUCCCACGGGGCCAGCACGCGUUCGCAUUCCGGUUCCAGCUGCCUGAAAGUAGCCUGCCGUGCUCGUUUGAGUCACGGCCGUGUACAGUGCGCUACUACGUCAAAGUCACCAUGGACAUCCCGUAUGCGUCGCCUCCGCAGGGCAUGAAGUACUUCACCAUCAUCGGGCCACACAUCGACUGCAUGGAGGAGCAGUAUCUCAAACCAUUGGUGGGCCAGGACAAGCGAGCAGUGUGCUGUCUCUGCUGCCAGAGGGGCGUGGUGAGCUUGCGUAGCGCCCUCGAACGGUCUGCCUACUGCUGUGGCGAGAGUUUGCGUCUCAAAGCCGACAUCGACAACCAGAGCGAGGAAGAAGUGAGGCUCAAGCUCAAGCUCGUGCAGCACGUCGAGUUCUUCAUUGACCGUGGCGUGCUGGGCGUGAACAAGGAGGCAACGCACACCGUGCUCGAGUACCGGGGCGACCAGGUUCAGCCGCACACGCGCCACAAGUUCGACAGCUCCAACAGCCUAGUGGUGCCCGUGAUGCCGCCCACUCUGGUCGGGGUGUGCCGCCUGCUGCAGAUGUACUAUGUGCUCAAGGUAUGGGUGGAAAUGGAGAAGUCCGGCGAUGACCUGGUGAUGAACUUUCCCAUCACCAUUGCCACCUGUCCAUUCAGAAUCCCAAACUCCAAGCAGGAGCCCUGCAUCGACUAUGCUGUGUGCUGCGACCACGUGGAAGGAGGGAUGUACAUCGGGCCCGAGUUUCAGCUGGGCCAAGUGUACGAUGGCUCCCUGGGUGUCGAAGAGGGCGAGACGGUGGUGUUGUACAGGCCGGUGUACGUGUCCAUUCGAAACCCUACUCGCGGGAGCAGCAACGCCACCGCCGGCGCGUCGUCUGCAACAGCUACGAGCGACGACUCGGUCGGCGUCGCGUAACGCUCCCGCGUCGCUUUUCCGCCACGGUUUCUGUUUUGCGCUAGACGGUCACGAAUCGCAGUACCGACCAGUGCAUCCGCCGACAAAAGAGAGAGAGAAGGUUAUUUAGCGACCACGUAGCACAGGCAUGUAUGCAAAAUAAACAUUAGAAAAUUGGGAAACGCUGCUUGAAUGCUUCCAGGGUUAAUUGUUUACGGCUCCGUGCCAUGCCUUGUAAAAAGUCCUGUGAGGCCUGAUAUCUUAAAACGUGUGGAACUGAGCUUGUUGGUAUAUCUUCGCUUGCCAGCGCCUGGUCCUGUUCUCUCUGUUGCGACGUCUUUCGCAGUCGGAAACCUAAUACUUUUUGCAGCUCAGUAUUCAGCGAAUAUUUUUUUGCCUCAUGAAGAAUUCGUCGACAGGUCUUGAGCAAAGGUGGGCAACGGAUGAAAGAAUACGAUGACGAGCGCUAAAGGCAAAUUUUUUGAUUUACUGAAACCCGCGGAUAAAUAAAUAUACAAUGCUUGGACGCUUGAUGCCCCAGCCAUCGCGUAAGAAGGAUGCCAUUUGC